AUGGCAGCAGAGAUCAUCUUGAAAGUACUGACAGAGGAAGAAGACUUAGAGGCGCCUCUGUGUGUGUUGUAUGGAAAGAGGUAUCCUGUCAUUGCAUUUGGAAGGCACAAAGAACAGCUAUAUGGGGUAGAUGGCCGCUUUUGGAUUAGGCAAACGAGCAUUGAUUGCUGGGAUCGUAUCAUCAUGCAGUUUAAAUCAAUCCACCCAGAUUCUCGUACCGUGAAUCUAAUCAUUUCCUUUUUUUCUCCCAUUGCAGGAAACACUCCAUUACAUCUUGCUGUGAUGUUGGGACAUAAAGAAUGCGCACACUUGCUUUUGGCCCACAAUGCUCCAGUAAAGGUGAAAAAUGCUCAGGGAUGGAGUCCUCUUGCAGAAGCAAUCAGUUAUGGGGACAGACAAAUGAUUACAGCACUCCUAAGGAAGCUGAAGCAGCAGUCCAGGGAAAGUGUUGAAGAAAAGCGACCUCGAUUAUUAAAAGCCCUGAAAGAGUUAGGUGACUUCUAUCUAGAACUUCACUGGGAUUUUCAAAGUUGGGUGCCUUUACUUUCUCGAAUUCUGCCUUCUGAUGCAUGUAAAAUAUACAAGCAAGGUAUAAAUAUCAGGCUUGACACAACUUUAAUAGAUUUUACUGACAUGAAGUGCCAACGAGGGGAUUUAAGCUUCAUUUUCAAUGGUGAUGCAGCACCCUCUGAAUCUUUUGUAGUCUUAGACAACGAACAGAAAGUUUACCAGCGAAUACAUCAUGAGGAAUCUGAAAUGGAAACAGAAGAGGAAGUUGACAUUUUGAUGAGCAGUGAUAUUUAUUCAGCCACAUUAUCAACCAAAUCAAUUACCUUCACACGUGCCCAAACAGGAUGGCUUUUCAGAGAAGACAAAACAGAAAGAGUAGGAAACUUCUUGGCAGACUUCUAUUUGGUCAAUGGACUUGUUUUAGAAUCUAGGAAAAGAAGAGAACAUCUCAGUGAGGAGGAUAUUCUUCGAAAUAAGGCCAUCAUGGAAAGCCUGAGUAAAGGUGGUAAUUUGAUGGAACAAAAUUUUGAGCCUGUCAGACGACAGUCCCUCACUCCACCUCCACCCAACACAAUUACGUGGGAAGAAUACAUAUCUGCUGAAAAUGGAAAAGCUCCUCACCUGGGUAGAGAGUUGGUCUGCAAAGAAAGCAAGAAAACAUUUAAAGCUACAAUAGCUAUGAGCCAGGAAUUUCCCUUGGGAAUUGAAUCAUUAUUGAAUGUUUUAGAAGUAAUUGCACCCUUCAAGCACUUUAACAAACUUAGAGAAUUUGUUCAGAUGAAGCUUCCACCAGGCUUUCCUGUAAAGCUAGACAUACCUGUAUUUCCUACCAUCACGGCCACGGUGACAUUUCAGGAGUUUCGCUACGAUGAGUUUGACGAAUCCAUCUUCACUAUUCCUGAUGACUACAAGGAGGAUCCCAGCCGUUUCCCUGAUCUCUAAUUUAACUGGAAGGUUAAUGACAAUACCAGCACACCACAGUGAAAGCAAGUGGAUGCAGAUAGCCCACAAAUACAAUUAUAGAAGUGGUUCAAAAUGGAAAGGAUAAAUCUUUUUUAAAUGAUCCAGAAGAAAAGGGAACACACACAACUUAUGUACUGAAAUUCACUAUAAUGGGCAUCUAAUCUAGUACCUGACUUGCAAGUUUCCUGAUGUCAUUUAUAUUUUAUACAUACAGUGCUGCGAGUGUGAUAGUUUGACACCUCAGCAACUUUAAGGAGACUUUAGCAGCUGUGAGGACUGUCAUUUGUUUAUAAAUUUUUUUACAUUUGUUCUUGGUGAUACAAAAAGCACUCUUGGACCAUUCGCGCAAAAACUGAAAUGUCUUACCUGGAUAUUAGACCUUUAAAACAUCCCACCUUAACAAGGUGACCUUAUAAUAUUCUUUCAAGCUGUUUUCAUAAACUGUAAACUAUGUAACAUUAUGUAUAGUUCAGUAAUUUGAAUGUUAGUUGAACGUAUAUUAGAAGGAAUGCAUUUUCUGUAGAUGAAUGAACCAAAUGGUAACCAUUACACAAUUGCAUUUACACAUUGCAAUACACUUCAGAAAGAGCAUUCACUCUGCAGGGAAUAAGGUACCUCCUUUAGCACCUUAGUGCAAUCCAUUGUGGUGCUAUUCAUUUUUUUAUCUGAACUGUUAAUUUUUUCAUUGCAAGCUGUUUACUAAUUUUAUUUUCAAAGAAUUUGCAAAUAUUUCCCCUUGUGGUGGUUUAAAAAUCCUUGCUGUUCAUGAUAUGGUUUGAUUAGCAUGCUUGGAAAUUGAUCUAUGGAGGAAUUGAAUCACGUGUGGUGUUUUACUUUUGGUUGAGACUUGCCCUAUAUUUGCACACAGGAACAUAUUAAGACACAAUCUCAAGACAUUAGAAAAGUUAAGUGAAAAACAUUUCUUGAAAACCUAGUAUAAUUGUAGGGCACAUUGAAUAGGACUCUCAGUGGAAAAAUGUACACUUUUCUAAUACUUGGGUUGUAAUUUCAACUUCUUCCACUUGCCAGGAAUUGGCUUCUUUAACUUACUCAUUCCACUGUCCUAAAUCUGAAGGGAAUCUAGCUUUGUUUUGCUAGAAAGAAUGUGUCUCGCUUGCUGUUAGUGCUAAUUGCUUGUAUGAGAUUCAGCUUUAAUUGCUGUGGUGCAAGUGUACAGAAAUGUAAAUUUUCAAAAUUGUGUGCACCCUAGUUAAACUUCAUUUUCUAGACACCAAUACAGUAAAUAUUAAACUUGAAUAUCUAGAAGGAACUGUCAAUGCAUAGUAAAGGUAACCUAUUAAUUAGAUGGAUGAUUAAAUAAAAGCAGACUUGACAGCCACUGAUUUUAUUGGAAAAUGGUUAAAGUAAAAUUAUUUCAAAGGGCUUUGGAUUUUAUAUAGAUGGAGUCAAAGAGGCUGCCACAGAGAAGUACUAUAUCCAUUGUUUAUGGAUGAGUUGUAUCCCUUGCCUCAAUAGCAAUGGACUGACAGUAGGAAAUAAGGAUGGUUGCUUCAUUCCAAUAUGUAAAGUUAACAGUUGCCUAUUUACAUUGCAGAUUCUGGUGACUGAUAUGCUAGAAAGAACUUGGCCAUUUCUGAAUGAAAAGAAAAAGCACUAGUGAAUUGUAAAAUAGUUGCAGUUAUUCCCAAAGUACCUAGUAUCUCAGAUGUUGAACAUUUAGAAAUGACUUCUUCUAGGUAAUGUCUCUCAGGUUUUACACUGACUGUGAAUUGGUACCUACCUUGCAUCCUCCCUUGGCACCAGCUAAAAUCCAUAGCAGUAAAUGAGACUAGUAGACGGAAUUAACUUGUUAGCUCUGCAGGUCAACGUUAAGCUUCAGUAGUAGGGCCUGUUGUAGGAACUUAUAAUGCCCCCAGUUAUAAGUGUUCUAAGGAUAAAUAGUGAGAGGACUUUAGUAUCCAGUGCUGCCAGUCCAGCAUGAGUGACAAGCCCUAAACCUGUUCCUACAAUAUUUGUAUUUUUUAAUCUAAUAAAGUACUUCGCUGUUGGCAAUUUCAGUAAAGACAAAUUGGGAUGUUUGAUACAUCAAUAGAUGGUUUAAUCUUCCUUAUUACAAGCAAGGAACUAGUGCUUUGAAUGAAAAAGAAAUUAACCAACCCACCAGCCUAUAUAAGAAAUGCUGCAACCAUAAGAAAUGCUAGAAGCGGCAUGUCUUAUAUUAAAGGCAAUAUAACUGGAUUGGAGGGGCGGGGAGUUUUAUUUUUAAUUAAACCUUGAGACAAAGGGUACAGUCCACCUGCGGUAAGUGAGUUCUGAAGAGAGGAUUAUAAUUUCCUCUAAUGAAUUGUCAGAUUUAACAUGCAGUAUAUGGAAACACUCCUGGUGUCAGCAGUAGGCUUUGGGUCAAGCCUUACAUUCAUUAAAACCUCUUCUGAGGUAGAGUCAUUUGAUUGUAACUAGCUUAUGUUUUAGAACAGUUUUAGAUUCCACUAUGGCCUCAGUCAAACUGAAAGAAUUGGCACUCAAUUCCUUGUCAGAUCCUUUGGGGAGACUAUAAUCUGGCUCUACAUUCCCACUGACGAAUUUCAAAACACAACUAGAUGAAAUGUGUACCUUCUAGAGUGCUUCUUAAAUAAUAUGCAGAAGGCUAAGUCUUAGCAAAUGAGGAUGUGUGUGUACAAAAGAUCAGUGUUGAAGACCAACAUCUGUUGUGUAUAGCAGGAAGCUUGCAUAGCUUUCUUUGUUUCCCUGUCACCCUCGUGCCAUGUAAUAAAGGAUAAGUAUCCCCUCUAGUGAGUGUGUACAACCACAGUAUUUUUUACAGAAUGCAUAAGAGUCCUUACUUCAGCAUAACAAUGAACAUGUCAUUUAAUUAUUUAAAAAAAAUGUACAUAUGCAUAUAAAGGGACUUGUAACAAGAAGAUGCAUUGAAAUGUGAAAGGCAGCUGAUUAUUUAAAGUACUGAUUGAAUGUCUCUAGUCUGGCAACAUCUGUGGGCCAGCAUGACUUUAGUUUGGCAGAUGUCCACUUUUCAUGGGGUGUAGCUAAGUUUCCCAUGGUCCCAUAGUUUGUUUAUACUCACCAGACUAGCUCUGUGCAGGUGAGCUCUAAUUUACCCCUAAAUAUCUUAAGAGUCCAGGAAGCAGUGGAAGUGUUGGUAAUACCGCUAGACAAUACUAACCUCCGGUAGUUAAGAAAAUUCUCUGAUCUGGCAGUGGUUGAAGUUCCAAGGAUGCCAGACUAGAGAAGUUAAACUUGUACAACAUUUCUGGAAGUUACCUUAUUUGUGUAUCAACCAUAGCUUAGUGCUGCUGUGGGAAAUAAACCAAAAAUGUUACUCUUCCACAAUCAUGCACAUUCUAAAACACUCAAGAUUUAGGGAUGCAUGUGAUGAAUAAUGCUGUGUCAUUGUCUGAUGUCCAGUUUUUUUUAAAAUUUCAAGAUUUCUCACUUGGUAGAGAUAAGGAAUCUCAGGAGAGCAAAAUUAUUGAAGGAACAGCCUAAAUGUUAUGUACCUUUUAAAAAGUUAGCUGUUGGACCUGACUUUCUUAUUAGUGAUUUUAAUAUUGUAAAUCAAGUAUUUCAAACAGCCAUUGAUUCUCAAAAGCUGAAACAGGAAAUAUUUGCAAACAAAGUCCUAUAAUUGUUCCGUAACCAAACUCAGUUUUCCUGGUCUUCCAAAAUAAUUUGUGACUAAGGGAAUGCAUUAUUUUCUUUCUAAGUAGCUGCUUUUCCAGUGACUGUAAACAGUUUAAUAACUGCAGUUCUGGACAUAAAUAUUUAUCAGUUUUGUAACACAACCAUUUGAUAUUUUGCUGAAAACCCAAGGUUAGUAGUAUAUUCAAAGCAACUGUUUUAAAUAUUUUUUAUUUUUUUUAACUCAUGCAAGGAUAAUUACAUUUAAACAAAUCUCCUGAAAUGCUGCAGAGUAAUUUUCUUUUAUUUAGACAAUUUUAAUAAUCAUGGAAACUUAGGGUCACUUUUUUUUGCAUUUUACUUUUUGUGUGGUCUGUGUUAACUCACCUUCACUAAUAGUAAUGUUUAGGUUGUAUCAUCUGUUAGAAUAACAGAAUAAAGACCAAAAGAUUCUGUUUGAUUCUGAAACUGAACAUGUGAAAACUUUAACUCUGUACAGUACUUUACAUAUGUACAUUGUGGGCACUUUGUACAUGUUUGAGCAAAGAUUGAGUUGAGGAAAGGCUGGAGUUCAACUCAUUCUAUAAAGGAUGUUUUAUUGGUCAAUUUUUAAAUAAAAUAUGAAGUUUUCAGUAA
This is a messenger RNA of Pelodiscus sinensis (Chinese soft-shelled turtle), 5706 nucleotides long. Lineage: Eukaryota; Metazoa; Chordata; Testudines; Trionychidae. The record is from RefSeq and is a predicted model, not a curated record.